Acaulospora morrowiae is the source of this 252-nucleotide messenger RNA. Lineage: Eukaryota; Fungi; Glomeromycota; Glomeromycetes; Diversisporales; Acaulosporaceae. The record is from the annotation of a GenBank genome assembly.
AUGAAAUUGCACGAUGAUUGUACGUUAGUGGUAAUUGCCUAUGUAUUCAUUUGCCGGCUCGGGCCGCAUGAAGAGAAAAGGGCUCUGAUAUCCACAGUUCUUCAACGUCGUGUAUCGUUUUAUAACAUGUAUCGCAUAGGGGGACUAUUAAGAAGGUGUGGUUAUGAUAAAUCAUAUGAUCCGCACCUGAAGGCCUUAUGGAAGUGCCAAACUGCGCUGUCUGAACCCAUUUCGCAAAAGGAAAAAAUGUGA